Molecule: messenger RNA, 4330 nt
Organism: Mercenaria mercenaria
Lineage: Eukaryota; Metazoa; Mollusca; Bivalvia; Venerida; Veneridae
Product: tumor susceptibility gene 101 protein-like
Exons: 6
Coding region: 106-588 (160 amino acids)
Biological process (GO): protein transport; protein modification process; endosome to lysosome transport
Cellular component (GO): ESCRT I complex
Molecular function (GO): ubiquitin binding
Source: RefSeq, a predicted model, not a curated record
AACUUGCAUUCAUAAAUAUUUAAUUUAUAAGAUGGGAAACCCAACAACAAAACUAGGUUUUAAAUCGAAAGUAGAACUUCGCUACAGAGCAAACGUCAUUACAACAUGUCUACAUAUGAUGUAUUUCUCAAUACGUCACUAUCAAAGUACGUUAAUCCAGACCUUGCGAAAAGAGAUGUUCUGUGUGUCUUCACAACAUUUAGUGACCUGAGACCAAAGUUAGACACAUUUGUCUUCAACGAUGGGUUCAGAAAGAAACUAUUUCAGUUGGACGGAACAAUUCCAGUCCUUUACAAAGGUGCGACAUACAAUAUACCUGUAUCAAUAUGGCUUAUGAAUAAACAUCCUUACAAUCCUCCAAUAGUCUAUGUGAGACCAACGUCAACGAUGCAGAUUAAGUCUGGCCGAAAUGUUGACAUGAAUGGAAAAAUAGACCUGCCAUACCUUAGAGAGUGGAAACAUCCGGAAUCGGACUUACUUGGAUUAAUCCAGAUUUUGACGAUUGUUUUCGGCGAAGAACCACCGGUUUACUCGACGUUUAAACAAGGGAGAAAUGAAAGCAAAGAGUCUACCGGAGAAAGCGAAUAAGAAAGUCAAAUAGCGAAGAACAUGAGUCUGAUGCAAACUGUGAUACAUGUCAACGUGCGGAAAAUAUUUCGGUGGGCGCUGAGGGAUACUGUGUGGACUGCAAGGAAUUCUUCUGCAAGGAAUGUCUAAGAUAUCAUCGUAGACUUACGGCUACCAAGAACCACAAAAUAUUUCUAAAUGAUAAAAUGUAAUUGCAAUGACAAUCGUAGUAAUUUGUGUGUACAUGUACUACGGUGGUAAAUCUACUAUAAGUGCAAAUGCUACUUUUAAUACUUAUUUUGCUAGUAAUGUCUUACAUAUCAGUGUCCUUCAAAUCUCAAGUGGUCUUUGCAUUUACUGUCAUUUUCAUGCCUACCUUUAGGACCACCAUGCGCUCUUCAAGGCGGUGCUCCAACCCCUCCACCCCUCUGUGCCUGUAUUUGUUUAUCACGUUGUCUAUAUAAUUUUGGUCUACAUAAUUCGUCUAUUUUUGGAAUAAAUGUUAUUUUUUGUGCGUUAAGAUAGGUGUAGAUCAUAUUGGGACUUCCUGCAAGCCCAAAUAUUGCAUAUCAGCUACAAAUCCAAAUGUCUUUCAUACUCGUGUUAACAACAAAACAUUCAGUCCAUAUAUUCACAUUUUACAGUAGGUUGCUAUACAGGGAGUGUGUUUUCUCUGUGGAUAUAAGAAAAUCGAAAUAAAUAUCAUGCCAAACUUCUUUUUCAAUUUUCAAGUAGAAGAGUUAAACAAUCUCGCUCACAUUAAAUCGUAAUUCGUCAUCAGAUAAGAUACUGUUCUUGAUCACUUUUAAAAACAUCAUUAAAUCCAGUAAAAAUCAAAUAGUCGCUUCGGAGUGCCAUCAGAGGGAAGUUAUUUCUAUGGUUUAAAGCAGCAUGCCUCCAGAUUUGGCUAAAAAUAAUCUUUCUUUCAAAUUGAAAUUUUGGUGAUAUUAUGAACAUUAGAAUAUGAAUUUUUAUUUCUAAAAAAUUUAAAAAAUUCCAAAAUCAAGAGAAAAGAUGACUGCGUCGGGAAUCAAAGCCCGGACCGCCGCGGCAAUAAAGACAUUUUCCCGUCGUCGUAACCAAAAGCGCUAUAGCUGAAGUAGUAAAUAAUGACUUCAAAAUAUAGAUAUUUUUAAUCGAGACAGUUUACCUGGAGUAAAAGCGUGACAAACGCUUUUCGAUUUUCAUCGUAAAAAGUGCUAAAAACAGCAAAUACCCAUGUGUUUCCGUAACAUAAAGUUUGUCAGUAAUUAAGUUUUAAAGCCUUCUUAAGAAAUAUAGCAUUUAUUUCAAGAUAUCUAAAAACAAUUGUUUUGUUGUCGAACGAUCUGGAGGCAUGCCGCUUUAAAAUUCCUUUUGAAAUUUCAGUGCAAACUGCUCUUUCGAACAAGAGACCCUUUCAAUCAUGUGUUUGUGAAUGACGUCAGAUCAUGGAAAUUCAUGGACAGAUUCAUCCUUCAUACUACUGCAUCAAUGUUGUUAAUACGAAAAUGAAAGCAUUUUAUUUUCUUUCUAGCAUACACAAGAUAUAUGAAUGUAAGUGUAUGUUUAUCGUUUGCAACUUUAUACAUACUAGUACACUGCUUUUGGGUUGCGGUUCGGGAAGUCUGCUUUCUUCGACCUUGUGUUAUUCUGUUGGUUAUUUGGUUUUAUUUCGUUGGAAUGUACAUGUAGCAUUAUUCUUUGAAUAGAGUUCGAUUUUAAUGUUGUGAUUGAGCCCGAUAUUGACAAAAAGGUUGGAACACCAAUUCACACUUGAAAUGUCGUAAACAGAUUAUUCAAAAAUAUGACUGAAAAAAAGCAACUAGGGUCCUUAAUCCAGAGAUAAUAAAAAAAGGUUUAUUUUUCGUUAAAAAGUACGUUCCAAUAUAGCUUUUACGUUAGAUUAUUUUCUUAUUUCAAAUAAAUUCAUGUACCUCGUCGAGAAUACAUCAUAGUUUUAACUUUGAUCGCUCGAUUUCAUACAAUUUCUUUUUAAGUUUAGACCAGAAGAGAUAGGUCCAGGUGUUUUUAAGUAAAUAAUAGUUUACAUUUUGGAUAGAGAAUAAUAAAGAAGAUGUUACAAAACCCAUAACUGAAAUAUAAUUAUUACAUGAAACACACAUUCUUACAGAAAAGUUAUUGCUAUGUUUUGUACCGGGGAAAAAAGACUUUAAUUAUAUCUGAAGCAUAAACAGAUAUGGUGAGGGGAUAUGGUAGACCAGUGAAAAUGUUACCCUAAAACUAAAAGAAUAAAUACGCAUAUCAUUUCAUAAUUGUAUGCGUAUUUGUUUGUAUUUUUGCAAUUUAUUCUGUAGAGCACUUUUGAACGUGUACAUGUGCAUGAAAAGAGUGCUAUAUAAAUGUGGUAUAAUAAUAAUAAUAAUAAUAAUAAUCAUAGCGGCACUUUUUAGCCGUCUUUAAGAUAAUCUAGUAUAACUUUUGUAAAUGAAACCACUUUAUACAUAAUAAAAUUAUACAUAUAUAUCAGUAAUACACAGAAAAGGAGAUUGCUUACUGAAUGGUUCAUGCAUUUUACUUUAGUAUAACUGUUUUAAGAUGUCGAAUUUUACUAUAAGUAUUUCAAAUACGACAGGAUCUUGAAGGGUUCUUAUUUCAUUUUUAGUCCGCUGCAGCUCGAAUUAAAGUGACUGUUUAACAAAUGACUCAAUACCCUCUAAAUGUGACGCGACUACAUCUAUUUGUUAUUUUGUUUUUCCUACAAGUUUUGCUCCUUCUUCGACAACGAAUGUUCCGUAGAAAUUAUCUCUCAACGAAAAUGAUUCGUCAGGCAUAUCUCUGUGACAUACGCAAAGAUACUCUGUUCACUUCGUUUCUGAUUUGUAAUAUCGCACAAGCAAUGACGUAGGGUCAAUUUCUAUAUCGAUGUAUCUGUCUCUUAAAGAUCUUUCUGUUGUUACUCAGGCAAUUGAAACUCUUCUUGAAUGUAUGAGCAUCUUUCCAUCAAAUAUUUAAUAACUUGUUGUGAUUUGUAGACUUUAGGUCAGCACUUAAUUGACACAGUGUCAUGAAUAUAUUUUCUUUCUUCGGAAUAUUACUGAAAAGACUCUAUAUUAGUUUAUAAAGAUAAUAAAAGGAGUUCAAGAUAAAACGCAUUAUUCCGCACUUCUUAAUACAUGUUAAUAUGUACAUAAUUUUUAUCAUUGAAUAAUAAAAACAUUUGAUACUGUAAAAAGAUUAUCUGCAGUUAGACCAGUACUGUAAUAUUUUCAACGAUUUUAAGUGUUAUAACAUUUUUGUUAAUGAGGUUUGAUACACAAACUAAAUAAAGCCCUAUUUUUGUCGCAUUGUUUAAAAUAUAUAACUGAAUGUUUUUAUAUUCUCAAUGAGGACAUGUUUUAGAAACCAUGGCAGCAAAAUCAAGAAUUCGGGAAAAUUAGGAUUCUCACAAGCGCAAACCAUUCACCAGGGAUAUAAGUCUAACAAAAAGCGUGUGAAUUCGCUUUCAUGGCAUUUUCACUAAUAAUAAUAUACAUGUAAUAAAUAUGUUAACACAGUUAACAGGUCAUAUUACUUAUAGUAAUAUCGCUUAUUUUACAAAUCGCUGAUUUGUCUAUUUUGAUAAAGCUUUUGUAGACCAUAUGAAAUUGAUUGAAUUUGCCAUAGAGUUUUAAAGAUAAUAUAUUUCCAUAUAUGUAAGGACAUCUUAAUGAAAUAUUCAGCAAUUUGAAAAGGAAACAAUGUAACAAGGAAUGACGUAAAGUUAGAAUCUUGUUUUUAAAUAUGAAAAUGGAUGAUUUUUAAAUAUAUUUGUUUUCUGUGG